Molecule: messenger RNA, 5263 nt
Organism: Sorex araneus (European shrew)
Lineage: Eukaryota; Metazoa; Chordata; Mammalia; Eulipotyphla; Soricidae
Gene: PDPK1
Product: 3-phosphoinositide dependent protein kinase 1
Exons: 14
Coding region: 216-1805 (529 amino acids)
Biological process (GO): intracellular signal transduction; peptidyl-serine phosphorylation
Molecular function (GO): ATP binding; protein serine/threonine kinase activity
Source: RefSeq, a predicted model, not a curated record
AAGAAGUCAGACGGUUUAAAAACCCCAGGACAAGUCACGGGCUGGAGAGGAAAUAGAGGGCGGAAGGUGCUCGCCUGCGCCUAGCCGGUGUUUCAUUCCGGAGCCUGUCAAGAGUCACGUCGAAGCACAGAACCAGAAGCAACGCCUGAGCACGCGGGUAUGACGCCGUUCCCCUUCAGCCCAGCGUGGUGCUAUGUUCCUGCCCGUCCCCAUCAAUGGUGAGGACCCACGCGGACUCCAGCACGGCCCCUGGCGUUCCCAGCGGCGGUAGCAGGCAAGGCCCUGCCAUGGACGGCACCGCCACCGAGUCCCGGCCGAGUGCCAGCUCGCUGCAGCACGCCGCACAGCCGCCGCCGCGGAAGAAACGGCCUGAGGACUUCAAGUUCGGGAAGAUUCUGGGAGAAGGCUCUUUCUCCACCGUGGUCCUGGCCCGAGAGCUGGCAACCUCCAGAGAAUAUGCUAUUAAAAUCCUAGAGAAGCGGCACAUUAUCAAGGAGAACAAGGUCCCGUACGUGACCCGAGAGAGAGACGUGAUGUCGCGCCUGGAUCACCCCUUCUUUGUUAAGCUCUACUUCACGUUUCAGGAUGACGAAAAGCUGUAUUUUGGCCUCAGUUAUGCCAAAAAUGGAGAACUACUUAAAUACAUUCGUAAAAUCGGCUCGUUCGAUGAGACGUGCACCCGCUUUUACACAGCUGAGCUGGUGUCUGCCCUCGAGUACCUGCAUGGCAAGGGCGUCAUUCACAGGGACCUGAAGCCGGAGAACAUCUUGUUGAAUGAAGACAUGCACAUUCAGAUUACGGAUUUUGGAACAGCCAAAGUGCUGUCUCCCGAGAGCAAGCAAGCCAGAGCCAACUCCUUCGUGGGGACAGCGCAGUACGUCUCUCCGGAGCUGCUCACCGAGAAGGCGGCCUGUAAAAGUUCCGACCUCUGGGCUCUCGGCUGCAUCAUCUACCAGCUCGUGGCCGGGCUCCCGCCGUUCCGGGCUGGAAACGAGUAUCUUAUAUUUCAGAAGAUCAUUAAGUUAGAGUACGACUUUCCUGAAAAGUUCUUCCCUAAAGCGAGAGACCUUGUGGAGAAACUUCUGGUUCUGGACGCCACCAAGCGCCUGGGCUGUGAGGAGCUGGGGGGCUACGGCCCUCUGAAAGCCCACCCGUUCUUCGAGUCCAUCACCUGGGAGAACCUCCAGCACCAGACGCCACCCAAGCUCACCGCCUACCUGCCAGCCAUGUCUGAGGACGACGAAGACUGCUACGGAAACUACGACAACCUCCUGAGCCAGUUCGGCUGCAUGCAGGUCUCCUCGUCCGCGUCCUCCCACUCGCUGUCGGGGCCAGAGACGGGCCCCGCGCCCAGGGCCGGCAGCAGCGUGGAGCAAUACAUCCACGGCCUGGACGCCAACUCCUUCGAGCUGGACCUGCAGUUCUCCCCGGAGGAGAAGCAGCUGCUGCUGGAGAAGCAGGCGACCGGGAACCCCUGGCACCAAUUUGUAGAAAAUAAUUUAAUAUUAAAGAUGGGUCCAGUAGACAAGCGAAAGGGCUUGUUUGCGCGCCGGCGGCAGCUGCUACUCACGGAAGGGCCACAUCUGUACUACGUGGACCCGGUCAGCAAGGUCCUCAAAGGGGAGAUCCCGUGGUCGCAGGAGCUCCGGCCCGAGCCCAAGAACUUCAAGACCUUCUUCGUGCACACGCCCAACAGGACAUACUACCUGAUGGACCCGAGCGGCAAUGCCCACAAAUGGUGCCGGAAGAUCCAGGAGGUGUGGCGGCAGCAGUACCAGAGCCCCCCAGAUGGUGCCGUGCAGUGACGGCGCCCCCUGUGCCCCAGAGCCCCUGCCUCGCCCAUGGCGGACUGUGCAGCCUUUUUUAAAAAAAAAGAAAAAGAAAAGGAAAGGACACGCCCCCUCCCCAAGGACACACCCGGACCACAGCCGUUGGGGCCGCUUGCUUGCUUGCUCCGCACAAGGAACGCAGCUGCCUCAGCGGGGGCUGCCCCCGAGCCCCUGUCCUGCGCUCUCCCGGCCCUGCGUCCCCGGCCCAGACCCGCUGCCCACCCUCACACCCAGCUCGGUGCCCGCCGCGGCCAGUGGGCAGUGGAGAGAAGGGUGCCAUCACUGCCCAGCCCCGGGUGGCCAGUGCGGGGAGCACCGCCGUGUCACAGCCUUGCUUCUGGGUCACAUCUGCACAGGGACAGCCUGGCCUCCUGUUGCUGGACCCUCUGGGGCCCUGAGCACUGAUGGUGACCUGCCCAGGGCACAGUUGGCCCUGCCAGCUCCUUAGACGUGACACAGGUACCCGCCAACCAAAGGCUCAGGAAAGAUGCUCCCGACUGACUGGGCGAAGAGCUCAGGCCAGUUUGAGCUGCUUGGCAGCUGGGCGCACGGCGUGGGGCGUCCCCUGGGCAGGCCCUGCCUCGCCAGUCGGGCUGCUGCUCCCGCACGCUCCUGCCUUCUUGGUAGUGAGGCGCACGUGGCCAUUUCAUUAUCAGGAACCCCGUCCGGGCCUUCGCCCGGAACUUGGACUGCCCCUCGGGUGUCAGGCACGUGGGGAUAGGUAGGCAAGCCAGAGCCGCACGGGGAUGGUCCCCGGGGCACUCAGCUGGGCUGUCGGCCUCUAGCCGACAGUGCCACUACCUCCUGGGUGCCGCCGCCACCCCUUCCUCCCCCCAGCAUCCACACCUGAGACAGGGAUCAGCCUCGGGGACGCAGCCCUCUGGAGACCGUGCCUCAGCCACCGGUGGCGUCUCUGUCAUUUUAGCAGAGUUGGCAUUUUUAGCAGAGCCUAGCUCGCCAGCCCCUCCUGCCUCAGACAGACACGGAGCCGCACGCGAGUGGAAAGGGAGAGGGAGGCAGCCAGGAGGAGCAUGGCCCCCUCGGGCACAGGACGGCAGGGGGGUCCACAUACCAUCUCACCGCGACACGCUCCCCAAGGGAGGAGGUCCGCCAAAGGAGAGGGAUUCUGGGGGGCUUUGGUCUUUGUUAAAAGCAUUUGUUUUCUGGAAAGUCAGCAGUGGACACAGCACCCAGACAAGCCAUGAGAACACAGUUGUAUUUGGAGCCCCUGCCCGUCCCGUGGGCCUUUGACCGAAUCCGGGAGCGCAGCCUGUGCCAUGCACGUCUGCCUCCCACUUGCCCCCUGCAUUCCCGGGCUGUGAGCAGUGAUGCCGCCGUUAUUUUCGGGCCUGGAGGGAAUAAAGGGGGGCGCACUCAGCUGACCCGGGUCCCGUCCUCAGCACCACGCACGAUCCCGGGGCACAGCGCCAGAAGUAAGCUCUGAGCACUGUCAGAUGUGGGGUUUUCCCACUCCCUCCGCACGAAAGAACUUUGAAUUAUUACAGAGUUUAGUAGAUCACAGUUUCUCAUGACUUGUCUGACCAAUUCCCUCUUACAACAUUCAGAUGGUCUCCGGUUUUCACUAAAUAAUGCUGUGAUUAAUGUCCUUAUAAGUAUUUGAACUUUAGUCUCUAGCCCUACCCUCCACAUUUCCCAGAAGUGGGUCAGAGUAUCCAUCUUAAAGGUGACAAGAGUCCUUCACUCUCCAACACCUGCAGUUGUGCCCCCAGCUCUGAGCACGUCCUCCCGUCCUGUGUCAGCGGUGUGCUCCUCAUGCUGCAGUAGGUUGUUCUCACAGUGGUGAAAUGAUGUCAUUGUUGCAAACCAUUUGUGACCGAUUUUUUCAGAAGCCAGCUCCUUAUAUUUCCAGAAAGAAUCUGGUCGUUCUUGUAUAUUAGUUACCUUCUGAUCCUGGCUGCGGAGGCUCUCAGGUGCUGGUGGUUCCCCAGAACCCUGCCCUGUGUGUCUCUCAUGGUACUGACUGCGUCCGCACCUCAAGUGCUCGACUGACCUUGCCAUGCUCUGAGCGGCUGAUUUGUAAGUAAGCUUGGUCUCAGAAUGUCCAUCAGACUGUGGAAUCUGAGAGUCAAGGCUUCCCUUGAAAACUGAACCUUAGGACGGUUGGGUGUUGCAGAAGUCGCUUGCUCACCUGCCUGCAGUGUGCCCUUCAGGUCCUGGUUUGGGGGCAGAUGUGUCUAGUACAGAGGCGUGUGCAGGAUAAGGUUGGACUCGUGAAAGCAGUCUAAGGGCCCCUGCAGCCCAGGGCACCGCCUCUUGUCACACAUAGUCCUGAUAGCUCGGGAGGUGUGCACCGGAGACUUUGUUGUCGAGGUCAGUGCCCUUGGACUGUUGAGUUAUGCAGAACCAGAUCUGCCCUCUGCCCAGAGUUGAGGGGGCGCAGGUACCAGCACAGUGGGGAGCACACCCACUAGGCCUUUUCCAUGCUGAGGCUGCUCCGUGCUCCCUGGCAAACUGGUCUCUGGCCAGUGCUGUGCUGCCCAGUGUGGCAGCCCCAUGGGUCUGAGCAGCCCCAGAACUCAUUUUGAAAGUGAACAGAAUUUUUUUUAAAGCAGACUUUUUUUUUUCUUUUUGGGUCACACUCGGCGAUGCACAGGUGUUACUUCUGGCUCUGCACUCAGGAAUUAUUCCUGGUGGUGCUCAGGGGACCAUAUGGGAUGCUUGGAAUCAAACAAGGGGCAGCCGCGUGCAAGGCAAACACCCUACCUGCUGUGCUAUCGCUCCAGCCCCACAAACUCAUCUUUUGCUGUGCCCCACUUAGAUCUAACCCAUCUGGCUUAGUAAAACCGAGUUGGGGGUCACCUGGCUAGUGGAGACCCUCUGUCACAAUGGAUGUGAAUGGAUGUCACCAGAAUGAGUGUUACAGUAUUUGCAGCUGCCGUAGCUGACCCUCGACACCAGGCUAGGAGGAGGCAGUAGUCACACUUGGGGCUUUCAGGUGGGUGGCAGUCGGUGAGAAGAUGUAAUAAUCUCUACCUGGUCUGUGCAGUGACUGUGAUGUACAGGCAACGGGAACUUCAAACCAUAUGGAAACAAAUAAUGCAAUGAUACUAGGAUACACACUUUUGUAUUUUUAUUCUUAUAUAAGGUUAUUUGCUGACUCUGGUUGGCCUCUAGUUCAGUCUGUGUUAUUUAAAAUCUAAUAUAUGAAUUAUUUGAAUGGAAUUCAUGUUCGGGGCCACGCUGUUGUAUGUAUUGAUGUACAGCCUUGAAUGUGAAUAAUUAUUGUAAACUAUAUUUUACAACAUUUUCCUGGCUUUAUUAUAUAAAUUUUCUAUUGGUCAAUGAUUUAGUCAUAAUUUAAUGAAUAUGUUUAUGCUUUUUUUUUUUUCAAAUAUUUGUGCCCUAGACGUAGAUACCGAAUGAAUUUUCCACGUAUGCUCGGUAGUCUUGUAAUAAAAAGCAUGUAGCGUGUA